Messenger RNA from Chaetomium strumarium, 1085 nucleotides. RefSeq lists its product as uncharacterized. NCBI's taxonomy places the organism in Eukaryota, Fungi, Ascomycota, Sordariomycetes, Sordariales, Chaetomiaceae. The transcript has 4 exons. The coding region runs from base 168 to 629 and encodes 153 amino acids. Gene Ontology annotation, cellular component: mitochondrial outer membrane; peroxisomal membrane. Gene Ontology annotation, molecular function: protein binding. The record is from RefSeq and is a predicted model, not a curated record. Gene Ontology annotation, biological process: autophagy of mitochondrion; peroxisome fission; mitochondrial fission.
ACGCAUCCUAGAAACUGGCGGUCCGAGCUUUGACGACCGUUAAAGACGAAGGACACUAAUACCAUACUUCCAACUCUAAAGCUGCAGCUUGUACAUAUCGCCUCCAGCAGAUAUAAGUCGUCCGCACUGGAUUCACCGCAACUUUCGAAUAUUUUCAUAUUGUCACCAUGACGCAACUCCCAUAUGCAAUCGACGCCGAGACGCCACUCAACCCGGCAGAGCUGGGGGUGUUGAGGGCGCAGUACGAAAAAGAGGGCGAGAUGGUGGGCGUCCAGACCAAGUUCAACUACGCAUGGGGCCUAGUAAAAUCAAAUGUGCGUUCCGACCAGCACCUCGGCGUGAUGUUGCUCUCCGAGAUCUUCCGGACAUCCCCUGAGCGGCGCCGCGAGUGCCUCUACUACCUCGCGCUGGGCAACUACAAGCUGGGCAACUACGGUGAAGCGCGGAGAUACAACGACCUCCUGCUCGAGAAGGAGCCGGGCAACCUGCAGGCAACAAAUCUACGGUCGCUGAUCGACGACAAGGUGGCCAAGGAAGGGCUCAUGGGCGUGGCCAUCGUGAGUGGCGUGGCGGUUGUGGCUGGUAUUCUUGGGGGGGUGUUGCUGAGGAAUUUGGGACGCAAGAGAUGAAUGGCGAGAUGGCUCUUCCACGGGAGGUCGUAAUUCUAGAGACGGAGAACCGAGCAUAUCCCCGGUGUUGCGGUGGGUAUUGUAUUUCAUGUACGACAAGAGAUGGCAUCACGGUUUCACUUUGGCGUAGAUACUGAAUACCUAGGUAAAGGCAGGAUACCACUCAUACAACCUAUCAGCUUGGGUUAUGGAACACCUGAGCGCACUGGAGGUUCUGUGGCAUCGCCUUUCCAUUUGGAUGCGCUCAACGGCCACGUUCUCGGUUACCCCGCGUUCAGGCCUGAGGGAUGCCACGAGGAUGGCCCGAGGCAGCUUGGCCUGCCGUAUAUCGGUCAUUGGAUCCUGGAGCUGAGGCUGACACUUAUCCCGAUAGGCCGCUGCAUGCAAGGUUCGGCGAGUUGGGCACUCUUUGAUAGCACUGCAUGGACGUGUUGUGUGUCAAGGCCUUAUGACCCG